GUGAUCAACUGUGUCCAAUGACACAGCAGAUCACCGAAUCAGCACUGAUCAUCAGGGCACUGAUGAUGAGUACCCAUCAGUGCCACUCACCAGUGCCCAGCAGUGCCUCCCACCAGUGUCCAGAAGUGCUACCCAUUAUUGCCGCCCAGCAGUGUCCAGAAGUUUUACCCAACAGUGCCCAGCAGUGCCACCAGUCAGUCCCGCCAGUCAGUCCUGCCAGUUAGUGCUGUCAGUCAGUGCCACCCGUCAAUGCUGCCCAUCAGUGUCACCCAUCAGUGCAGCCUAUCAGUGCCCAUCAUUGCUGCCAAUCAGUGACCAUCA
This is a messenger RNA of Staurois parvus, 321 nucleotides long. NCBI's taxonomy places the organism in Eukaryota, Metazoa, Chordata, Amphibia, Anura, Ranidae. The record is from the annotation of a GenBank genome assembly.